This is a messenger RNA of Caenorhabditis remanei, 480 nucleotides long. RefSeq lists its product as uncharacterized. The transcript is spliced from 5 exons. NCBI's taxonomy places the organism in Eukaryota, Metazoa, Nematoda, Chromadorea, Rhabditida, Rhabditidae. The coding region runs from base 1 to 480 and encodes 159 amino acids. The record is from RefSeq and is a predicted model, not a curated record.
AUGGCGUUCUUAUCGAAUUUGAGAGAUUUGUUCAACUCCGAGGAGUGUAUGAUCAUCACCCAGAAGCCUUACUACAGGGACCCAAAAGGACUUAAGAGCACCAUGAUGGCCCACAUCGCCGUCUCCUUUGCCAUCUACGGUCUCCAGCAGUACUACGGUGUCAUUGGAAGCUACGCACCAGAAGAGAUUCCGUUCUGGUUCAUGGCAUCUGGCAACAUGUUGGUCUCGAUUUUUGGAAGUGUCCGGGGAUUUGAUAUUGUUAUUAUGGCGGAACUCCUCGUCGCUCUCAUCACCGCUGUCGUGUUCCAAUUCCCAUUGUUCUUCCCAGUCAUCAUUAUCAUGAUCAUUCAAACCUGCCAACGUCUCGAGAAAACGCUGGGAUACGAGUUCCCAGCAGCCGACGAACAAUUGGAGGGAGAGGAAGAGGAACCGGCUAUCCGAAACAGAAGACACCAGGCUUAUCCGACUGUUUUUGAGUGA